This is a messenger RNA of Enhydra lutris kenyoni (northern sea otter), 2857 nucleotides long. RefSeq names its product interleukin 18 receptor 1. The transcript has 12 exons. Gene Ontology annotation, biological process: interleukin-18-mediated signaling pathway; positive regulation of type II interferon production. NCBI's taxonomy places the organism in Eukaryota, Metazoa, Chordata, Mammalia, Carnivora, Mustelidae. The coding region runs from base 847 to 2466 and encodes 539 amino acids. The record is from RefSeq and is a predicted model, not a curated record. Gene Ontology annotation, molecular function: interleukin-18 receptor activity; interleukin-18 binding.
GGUCCCAUGGACACCGCCCACCGCCCGCGAGCUCCCGAAACUCGCCACCCGCUGCUGGGACCACAGCCGGUCUCGGCGCAAGGGCGAGGUGUGGGAUUUUCCUGCUUCGUGCAGUAGCGCCCGCGAUCAAGAGGCUCCCGGAACUCAGAGGCGGGGCGCCCAGUGGAGGAGUCCAUAUACCCGGCACGCUGCGAGGGGCGCCCCAGACCAGGUGCACCCCAGAGCCAAAGCAUCCGGAACCGGGCGUACCCCACGCCCCCACCUAGGAACACCACGAACUGGGAGGAUUCCCGCCCCCGACCCUCACUGGGAGGAAUCCCCGACGAGGAGCAUCUCUGAUUGGAGCAUCCCAGACCCGGGACACUCCGCGGGACAGAACAGCGCCCCACCUAGCACUGCGGACACGGAUCUGCGUCCCACCUACAGCCUCCGCGGCUGCCAGACGCCUUUUCUUUCCUCUUACUCUCUGUUCCUUUUUUUUUUUUUUCUUUCUUUCUUUUCUUUCUUUCUUUCCCCAACCUUCUCUAGUUGCCUUACAUCUUUAAUCACACUUGCGGUUCCUCUCGUUCCUUUCCUGUUUCCCAGUCCCAGUGCUAGGGAGGCAGCGCACCGGUUUCUCACCUGCUUCUGGAACCCCUGCCUCCGCGGUCGCGACCAGAGUGCAGGAGGGACGGCCGCCCCCGCCGCGGCCUCGCGGAACUCGGCUUUGAAGACCUUAAAAAUUAACAGAAACCCAAACCAAGAAGAAAACAGCAGUGCCAUUUACAAGACUGUGUCAACCUUAACCGGAGGAAACAAUACUUUUCUUUCUAUCUGAGAGAAACCACUAGAAGCAGAAUCCUCAAGAUGCACCGUAUAGAGCUACUCUUGACAUUUCUGGUGUUCAUGUUUACAGGCACCUCAGAAACCUGUACUUUACGUUUUAACAUCACCGCAGUCAGAGGGGAGCCUUUCUAUCUGAAAUAUUGCUCAUCAGCACCUGAGCCCAAGAAUGAAACAGCCACCGUAAAAUGGUACAAGAGUAGUGGAUCCCACGGGCUCAUUGAGCUAAACUCAAGCAGUUUUCCCAGAAUUUCUCUGCACAAUCAUGUUUUGGAGUUUUGGCCAGUGGAACUGGAGGACAGUGGAUCUUACUUUUUCCGUAUGGGAAAUAAUACACGUGAAUGGAAAUUAAAUGUCAUUGGAAAAAGUAAACACAGAUGUUUUGCUGAAAAACUACUAAUUAGUAAAUCUGUGGAAGUUCAGAAAUAUUUGCACGUCGAAUGUAUAAAUAUACACUAUCAAAAACUGGCCAACAGAACAUCACUGUAUAAGAACUGUCAGGAGAUAGAGAACAAUAAAAACGCAGUUUUACAGAAGAAUGCAGAGUUUGAAGAUCAAGGAUAUUACACUUGUGUGUAUUUCAUUCCUCAUAAUGGAAAACUAUUUCAUGUCACCAAAACCUACAAUAUAACAGUAGUUGGAGAUCGCAGCAAAAUAACUCCUGUUCUUCUUGGACCAAAGCUGAACUAUGUGAAGGUGGAAUUAGGAAAAGACGUAGAACUCAACUGCUCUGCUUUGGCAAAUGAAAAGGAUGCUUUUUAUUGGAAUGUGUGGGAAGAAAAUGGAAAGGAACCUAAUGUACAUGAAGAGAACAUAACAAGAAUUAGGACUCCAGAUGGCAAAUUGUAUGCAUCAAGAAUAUUGAGAAUUGAGAAUAUUAAUGAAAAAAAUCUAAACUUUUCAUAUAAUUGUUCUGUGGCCAGCGAGGGAGGCACAGACAUUAUAAGCUUUGUCUUGUUGAAAAAAGAAGAUAUGGUUGACAUCCCAGGCUACGUCUUCACCAGAGGAAUGAUCAUAGCUGUUCUGAUCUCAGUGGUGGUUGUGUGCCUAGUAAUAAUGGGCAUCAUUUAUAGAGUUGACCUGGCCCUAUUUUAUAGAAAUUUCAUGGGAAAAGAUGAAACAUUAACAGAUGGAAAAACAUACGAUGCUUUUGUGUCUUACCUGAAAGAAUGUGGACCCGAGAAUGGAGAGGAGCACACCUUUGCUGUGGAGAUUCUGCCCCAGGUGUUGGAGAAACACUUUGGGUAUAAAUUAUGCAUAUUUGAAAGGGAUGUGGUACCUGGAGGAGCUGUUGUUGACGAAAUCCACUCAUUGAUAGAAAAAAGUCGAAGACUGAUCAUUGUCCUAAGUAAAAGCUACAUGUCUAAUGAAGUCAGGUACGAACUUGAAAGCGGACUCCAUGAAGCACUGGUAGAGAAGAAAAUUAAAGUCAUCUUAAUUGAGUUUACACCUGUGAGAGAUUUCAUGUUCUUCCCCCAGUCACUACAGCUUUUGAAAUCCCACCAAGUUCUGAAGUGGAAUGCUGAUAAACCUCCAUCGUAUAACUCAAGGUUCUGGAAAAAUCUUCUUUAUCUGAUGCCUGCAAAAACAGUCAAGCCCUGUGGAGCUGAAUCUGAAGUCCUACCUGUUCUUUCACGGUCCUGAGCUUUAGGAAAGCUGAACAUAAGAAAGAAUUGUUGAUGCUCUGGGCCCGGAGUGGAUGGGCCUGUUUUUAACAAAGGCACUGUUAAAAAUAUUUACCUCUCUGAAAAUCCUUCUUACGGUUCGAAGAUGACAGUCGUCAUUAGGUUGCCAGGGAUAAGACUGAACAAUGAGCUGCGCUCAUGUGCUCCUGGAGGAACCUGGAAUUCCAAAGCAAUGCAUCUCCUCUUUCUCCCUCCUUGAUAAUUGGCUAUAGGUGUUCAUUCUCAAUUCAUGUUCAGCAACUGUGAGGCAGGGCAUGAAGCAGAAUACCUUACUUAGGCCCUUAUAAAAAGGGCCUGUCUCUAUGUUUUGUUUUGUUUUGUUUUUAUUUCUUUUCAGCGUAACAGUAUUC